CUCGGGUGUCCCGGGCGGUGAGGACCACCAGGCUGUCCAGGAUGCGGGCUGUGCGCUGCGUCUCCCGGCUGCUCUUCCUGUCGGUUCUCACUCGCCUCGCCCAGGUGAUGAUAGAGAUCUAGAAGAUUAUAAGGCUAGCAGGAAGGAGCUUAAGAAUGAAAUUAGGAGAGCCAGAAGGAGCCAUGAGAAGGCCUUGGCGAGUAGGAUUAAGGAAAACCCCAAGGCAUUCUACAAAUAUGUGAAGAGCAAGAGGAUAAGACAUGACAAGACCAAUCAAGUGUGACAGUGGAAAAGCGUGUAUGGAACUGGAGGAGAUAGCAGAGGUCAGUGCUGAGUCCAGGGGGCUGGAGGAGCACGUCUGCCUCGGUCAGUGCUCGGUCACGCCGCACGUUUCCACGGCUCAGCCGAGUGGUGGCCGGGUCGGGGGGUCCCGCCCUCAGGAGGCACUCGGUCAAGGGUCAAAGUGCAAGUGUGACUGCAGCGUUGAGCCAUGCGGGACGGCGGGCGAGCAGUGGGAGGCCAGACCCCGGGCACCAACGCUGGACCUGGUCACAAUCCAGGCAAUGGCUGCCAACCUUCAGGGUAUCCUGGACCACGCCGAGACCAAGAGGCUCAAUGCCUUCUCUGCCAAGCUGGCUGGACAGCUGAGGAAGCUUGAGAAGAGACUGGACCGUAACAAACCGAGUGUCAGCACUCAGCUGAGAGAGAUGUUUGCGAGGGUCGUCCAGCACCGGGAAAUGUACCAGAACUUGUCCGUCACCAUCGGGGACAUGAGGAAGGAGAUGAACAAACUCAACGUUCUGCUGCAUGAACAUCGGGUACGGCCGCUACAGGGACCUGCAAAGGACACAGACAAAGCGAAUCAGAUCCAUCUGUCGUUUCUGAACGGCAAGCCCACGGAGGGCACUGUCCAUAAACAAGGGUCCGACCCGCAGCCCACGAUGGGAUCUCAUCCUGCCGCUGAUCGGACAGCAGUUUCCACCCCGGAGGCUGUGCUUGGGAGACCACCCGGCAAUAACAAGAACACCAUCCAGGAAGAUGGCUGUGUCGGAACGCCAGUGAUGAUUGGCAGCCCCACGAUCCACAAUAGCUAUGGCCGGGCGCAAGGAGCCUGGAUGAAAGAUCCGAUCGUCAACCAGGAGCGAAUCUACAUCGCCAACUAUUUCUUCGGGACCACACUGACAGAGUUUCGCACCCUGGAGCAUUUCAAACUGGGUCGCCGGCUCAACACCUACAAGCUCCCGUACAGCUGGAUGGGGACAGGCCACGCCGUUUACAACGGCUCCUUCUACUACCACAAGGCGUACACGCGCAGCAUCAUCCGCUACGACCUGCGGAAGCGGGCGGCCGCCGGCUGGUGUUUGCUGGAUGAGCUGACCACUCCGGCCGGUUGGAAGGGCUACUCCGAGGUGGAUUUCACCGUGGAUGAGGGCGGCCUUUGGGUCACGUACUUCUCCAACGACUAUGGCUACCUCCCGGAGGAGGUCCUGGUCCUCAGCCGCUUGGACCCCAUCGACCUGACCACGAGGAAGGAGACCACCUGGAGAACCCACGUCACACGGGCUUCCUACAGGAACUCCUUCCUGAUAUGUGGUGUCUUGUACGCCAUGGACCUGCAGGGGCAGGCGGAAGGCACAAUCACCUAUGCGUUUGACACCUACACGGGCUUUGAGUCGAACCCAGGGCUAAGGAUGCGAAGUGUGCACUCUCUCCUGACUCAGGUGGACUACAACCCAGCAGACAAGCUGCUCUACGCUUGGGACAACGGGCACCAAGCCACCUACACUGUAAGAUUCGCCUUCUGAUCUGCAGCGUCCUGCUCCUCAGCUCCUCCUCCGAACCGGGCGCCGGGACGACCACCGUUAGAAUCUUCCAACACGUAGAACUUCAAACGGCCCAGAGCCAAGACCAGCCGAUGGAUCCACAUCUCCUCGGAUCUGUCCCAACUGAUGGUCGGUGGUCCAUCAGAUCCAACAACGUUGAAAAGGCCUUGCACUGGGGUAUUUCCACUCUCUCGACCCCAGAAAUCCGGGUCCAGGGGUACGAAUAGUGUAACAACUGGGGUUUUGCUUGUUUGCAGUGGAUGACCAUGACUUUGCUGUGCCUUCUGCUGCCCUCUGCUCUCCGCGGAGCUUUGCAGAGCUGCCUUCCCGGCCAUUGGGUCUCAUCGUUGGCCUGGUUCACCCAGACCCCUGGAGCUGACUUCACAUGCGAGGACAGGGAUGUCCCUCUCUCACCGGGGCGUGAGACCUCCCGGCUACCCUCACCUGAUUCAGCCCUCCUAUCGAAGCAGUGUCCCGGGUGUGGCCGCAGUCGCAUGCAAACAGCGACUUGGAGCCACAGGUGAGAGGCUGACUGUCCGGUGGGGACCAAGAGCGAGUGAGCUGCCUCAGAUUGGUCCGGACAAGCUCAUGACACCCCAGUUUUCCAUUCCCUCACCCCCGCAGUUGCCUCUGUUCAUUGGGAAACUGAGGUUGACAGCCCGACUGUGCUGUGCCUCAUAUUAGAGGUAAAACCUGACGUCCACUUUCAACGCUGGUCCGACACCCAAGCACUUAGCAGGUCAGGCAGCAUGGUGCGCAGUCCUGAUGAGAAGUUUCUGUGGGGGAAAAUUAACUGUCAAUAUUUCAGUUCCUCCAGGGUUUUCUGCCUUGCUCCCGUUCCUUUUCCAUUCUUUCUCCAUUCCCUAUUCUGGUUCCCCUCUCAGCCCUUUUCUUCCCUACACCUGCCUAUCACUUCUCCCAGGUGCCCCUCAUCCUUCCCUUUCUCCCAUGGCCACUCUCCUCUCCCAUCAGAUUCCUCCUUCAGCCCUUUACCUGUCUUGCCCACACUGCACCAACUGCCGCCGCCGGGCUAUAAACGUGCAGGAGCGAUGUGUGGUUAAGUGCCUUGCUCAAGGACACAACACGCUGCCUCAGCUGAGGCUCGAACUUGCGACCUUCAGAUCACUAGACCGAUGCCCUAACCACUUGGCCACGCGCCAACACCUGUCACCGUACUUCAUCUCCCCUCACCUGGUCUCUAUCACCUGCCAGAUUGUCUUCCUUCCCCUCAUCCCCUCAUCUUCUUCCCCCUUCCUUUCCAGUCCUGAUGAAGAAUCUUGGCCAGAAGCAGCGACUGUUUAUUCUCCUCCAUAGAUGCUGCCUGGCCUGCUGAGUUCCUCCAGCUUUUUGUGUGUGUUGUUCUGGAUUUCCAGCCUCUGUGCUUAUGGAUCAACUGCAGACAAGUGCUUUGGAGAAUUGUGGGGGGUUCACCGGGGAGCUGAAGGGGGAAAUAACUGCCGAGUGCUAUGGGUAAAGAGCCGAGCAAUGAGACUGACUACACGGAACCAAGAUAGAGUGGUCACCACCUGUCCUACAAUGUAGAAUCCUAUCUCAGGGAUGGCUCGAGAUACUAUUUAAUAUGUUUAUAUCCCUCCACCCCCCCAGCAAACAUUGUAUGAGAUCAGCAGUGAUAUCCAAUGGCCAGCAAGGCGGUUCUGCCCAUUAUGGAGAGCAAAUGGCAUGACAAGGGUCAAGGCCUUGACUGUUUAUUCCUCUCCAUAGAUGCUGCUUGACCUGCUGAGUUCCACCAGCAAUUUGUGUGUGUUACAUUCAGUCUUUAUCUCAGUUCUGUAGCCAACAAAAUCAUGUACUCUUUCUGUGCAGGGGAAAGAAAGAUUACUUUGUGCUUUUUUGCUGAAUUCUUGUUUCUCUUUUAAAUGUCGGUGCUACACUGCAGUUUAAUCUAGGGGAAGGCCCACGUCUGUCCCACCAGAGUGGCCGGUGAUGCUGGGGGCUGCUCUCCUUCGAGAGUGGAAAGUAGAGUUGUUUACAAUCACAAGGGGUUUGGACAGAGUCGAAACAGAAUUGUAUCCGGUGCCGGUGGGACGGGGCCUCUGAAUGUGUGGUAUAGCCCGGAAUAAGGUGAGACCUUCCUUCACGUGUCGGGCACGUGGCCAAGUGGUUAAGGCAGUCGUCUAGUUAUCUCAAGGUCGCUAGUUCGAGCCUCAGCUGUGGCAGCGUGUUUGUGCCCUUGAGCAAGGCACCUAACCACACAUUGUCUGUGUGAGGAGUGGCACCCCACACAGACUUCCAAUCUGCUCCUUGUAAGGCAUGAAAAUGCCCGACACAGGCCUCUCAUGGUCUGAGUUGACAUUCCUUUCCUUCACUGAGGGGCAAUGUAUCUUUAGGAUUCUGUACCUCGGAGACAUCUGAGUGGCGACAUUCAACAUUGUCUGAAGAAGGCCCCCUCCAGCCACGCCUUCCAAGCACCCCCCCAAACAAACCCAAUUAACCCUAAACUAACCACAGGACAACUUACAAAGGCCAAUUAACUUACCUGGUAUGGUGGGAAGAAACUGGGGGAAGUUCACGCAUUCCACGUGGAAGAGAUAGAGGCUCCUUACAGAGGGCGCUGGAAUUGAACUCCAAACUCUGGAAUGCCCUGAGCAAUAAUAGUGUCGUGGUGACCCCAGUGACCCGGCCUCAUCCUUCCCCUCCUUGUAUCUGCCAUCGCUGAGAACAAAACUACUGUACUGAAUUCUGAAAUAAAGGCAGUAGGCAUUGGGAAAAUGCUUAGAACAGGGAAGGGGAAGAGUUUCUUUAGCCAGUGGGUGGUGAAUCUGUGGAAUUCAUUGCUACAGAUGACAGUGGAGACCAAGUCAUGAGGUAUAUUUACAGCAGUUUCAAUUAGUCAUGGCUAUGGGGAGAAGGCAGCAGAAUGGGGUUGAGAGGGGCUGAGUACUAGUGUCACACUUAGUACAAUGCUUUAUGGUGCUGCUAAUCACCCAUUGGGCUUUUAUUGCCCCUGCUGACUGUAAGGACUUCGUACAUUCUCCCCACGUCCACGUGGGUCACCUCCCGCAUUCCAAAGAGGUACCGGCGGAGUCAGAGAGUUAGGGGCACGCUAUGUUGGCAGCAGAAGUGUAGUGACACUCUGGCCAUCCUUAACACGCUCUUGCAUUGUGUUGGGCACGGAUGCAAACGAUAUAUUUCACUCAAACACGAGGAA
Messenger RNA from Mobula hypostoma (lesser devil ray), 4992 nucleotides. Its product is annotated as olfactomedin-like protein 2A. Bases 261 to 1805 code for a protein of 514 amino acids. Gene Ontology annotation, biological process: signal transduction. The record is from RefSeq and is a predicted model, not a curated record. NCBI's taxonomy places the organism in Eukaryota, Metazoa, Chordata, Chondrichthyes, Myliobatiformes, Myliobatidae. The transcript has 8 exons.